Molecule: messenger RNA, 517 nt
Organism: Trichobilharzia szidati
Lineage: Eukaryota; Metazoa; Platyhelminthes; Trematoda; Strigeidida; Schistosomatidae
Source: the annotation of a GenBank genome assembly
CUUGAUCCUCCGAAUGGUCUUCAGACGAGAUAUCAAAUACCAGAUUGCGAAGAAAAUCUUGGAAAAUGUUCCCAAUGACCAUUUUCUGCCAUCCCCUUAUCAGUUAGAUCUUCUGGAUGCUGCCUACGAAAGAAAUACGAUUAUAUGCUCAUCAAAUGAGUUGAAUAAAAUGUUUUUUGUUGUCAAUCUGAUCCGUGAAAUGCGUUUUGACAAUCCAGGGAAGCAAGUUAUUUACUUCACAGAUGAUGUUAAAAUGAGCUCCAUAGAAAAUUUUGUAACUCAUCACACUGGAUUAUCAUGUGCUUACUUCAAAUCAGAUGAACAACAGAUUAGAAAAUGUUUUUCUGAUUGGUUAUCUGUUUUACAAAAAUACGAUGUAAUCCUGUUGUCACCUUGGCUAAUUCCGCUUAUUAUCACACUGUCUUCAAUUAAUUUUUUAGUUAAGUUCAUUCAUCAGGUAAGCCUCCAUGAUUUUAAACACUGGAUUAAUAUGAUAAACUUCUUGUACAAGAAUUAA